AUGACUAUGGCUGGGAGGGAACUUAAUAGCACAGAUGAAAAGGACUCGGAUAAGAGGACAAUCUUGUCUAUGAGUGAUUUUUCCUUCUUUUUAAUCAACAGACCUUUAGCCGUUCUCAACCUUCUGGCAAACAUCUUUUUUGUGUUUUGUUUGAUGACUAGCAAAACACAACAGGUGAAGCAACCUUUAACAAUACUGCUGGGAUCCAUGGUUUCCUUUACAAUACUUUAUUUAUUAUUUUUUACUUUGAUGACUUGUAUUUUGGAAUGGGUAGAAUCAUUUGUAGUUGUUAACAUAAUUUAUGCAAUUGUAACCUUCCUGACACGUGGGAACAUGACCACUUAUGUUUGGCUGAUGUUUUACUACUAUAUCAUGAUCGUCCCGUCCCAGCAAGUCCUCUUGCUCUGGGUGAAGAAGAAAAUACAAUCCAUUAUCUACCUUAUGAUGCUUUUGGACGGCGUGAUUUUUCUGGGCGAAGCCUGCUUCCAAAUUAUUUAUAUUAUGGAUUAUUCCAGAUUCUACAAUGGUACAGAGAGUGUUUAUGAUGAGAUUGAUAUAGCUUUUUUUUCCAUUGUCAAUAUAUACAUGUUUCUCUGCCUGUUUGUUAUGAUGAUCUCCUGCUUCGCCACAACACACUACCUGAACAAACACAUGAAAAGCCUUUCAGCCAGCGUCGGAUCCCUCUCCAACUCACGGCUUCACAGUCAGAUCAGAGUCACCGUCACAGGCAUCGCUCAAGGUGGACUCUGCUUCCUCUGUACCAUGUGGAAUCCACUGUAUGUGAUCUCCUAUUUCUUAUCGCCAUACUUCUACUUUGAUGCGUACAUCCACAUCACAGUCCUCAACCUGUACAUUUCAGGGACCACUGUCAACCUUGGGGUUGGCCAGACUCUCUUCAGGGAAAGGGCAGUGCAUGUCUGGGAGGCUGUCAAAAAAAUACUUUGUACUGGGAAGUCAUCGAAUGAUCAAAGACCACCUGGAAAUCUGGUGACAAUGACAUCGCUUUCUAUCAUAGAAAGCUCUGGUGUUGACACUGCGAUGUCGCUGUGA
Messenger RNA from Gadus morhua (Atlantic cod), 1050 nucleotides. RefSeq names its product taste receptor type 2 member 1-like. The record is from RefSeq and is a predicted model, not a curated record. Gene Ontology annotation, biological process: detection of chemical stimulus involved in sensory perception of bitter taste. NCBI's taxonomy places the organism in Eukaryota, Metazoa, Chordata, Actinopteri, Gadiformes, Gadidae. Bases 1 to 1050 code for a protein of 349 amino acids. Gene Ontology annotation, molecular function: bitter taste receptor activity. The transcript has a single exon. Gene Ontology annotation, cellular component: membrane.